AUGGAUCCUGGCGAAAUUCACAUAAUAGGCCAUUCUUUAGGAGCGCAUACAGCUGGUUAUGCUGGGGCUUUAGUUCCAGGACUGGGAAGAAUAACAGGAUUGGAUCCAGCUGAGCCGUAUUUCCAAGGAAUGCCAGCACAUGUACGGCUGGAUCCAAGCGACGCGGAACUAGUGGACGUUAUUCAUACUGAUGGUAAAGGUAUCUUCUUUUUAGGUUAUGGAAUGUCUCAACCUUGUGGUCAUUUAGACUUUUAUCCCAAUGACGGCAAAGAGCAACCUGGAUGUGAUAUUACCCAGACGCCGUUAGUUCCUUUGACUUUAAUAAGAGAUGGUCUUGAAGAGGCUUCACGUGUUUUAGUAGCGUGCAAUCAUGUCAGGGCCAUUAAAUUAUUUAUCGACAGUAUAUCCACUAAAUGUCCUUAUAUAGGACAUCAAUGCAAAACUUACGGACAGUUCAAAGAAGGAAGAUGCUUUACUUGUAAACCUGGCUCAGGAUGUGCUAUUAUGGGAUAUCACGCUGACAGUACUCCAGGUUUAUUAGAUAAUAAUGAGAUACAACCCCAAUCAAAAUUACAGGAAAUGGUAGGAUCAAAGUACUUUUUAACAACAGGCAAGGAAUAUCCAUACUGUCAUCGCAUGUAUCGAAUUAGCACAGAAUUGGCACAUCCUCCAUUUGCAGAAAAUUGGGUACAAGGCCACCUUAAAGCAUCUAUCUAUAGUCCAUCAGGUGUAAUACACGCAGAAUUGACACCAUCUGGUGAUAUGAAACUAGAACAUGGAGCUACAUAUACCACUGUUAUAUCUCAUCCUGUCGAUCUAGGCGGUAAUGUUAGAAAAGUCGAACUUAGUUGGGAAUAUGACAUGAAUGUUUUAGAGCCUAGAACAUUGUGUCUAUUUUGGUGUAAUGAUCAUUUAUAUGUAAAGAAUGUUCUGGUAGAAGAAAUGGAGAUGCCAGGUAGAGGGUAA
Molecule: messenger RNA, 966 nt
Organism: Diabrotica balteata
Lineage: Eukaryota; Metazoa; Arthropoda; Insecta; Coleoptera; Chrysomelidae
Source: the annotation of a GenBank genome assembly